This is a messenger RNA of Stylonychia lemnae, 720 nucleotides long. The record is from the annotation of a GenBank genome assembly. Lineage: Eukaryota; Ciliophora; Spirotrichea; Sporadotrichida; Oxytrichidae.
AUGAAAAGCUCAUAAAGAAGCAACUAGUAUUAGCCUAAUUUGGGUUCUAAAGAGGAAGAUGCUUAGCAGUCACAUCACCAAGACUUUAUCCCAAUUCAUUAGCAUUUAACAAAACUAUAUAAUGAUUUUACUAGCACUUAUGAGGGCAGAGAUAAAGUCACUAAGACUUUCCAAUAUUUGGCUAAAUUCUUGUCUUGGUAUUAUUAAAAUAUUGAUCCAGAGAAGGGCAUAAAAUAUCUCUAGAUAUCUGGUAACGAGGAUGCAUUUUCUCUGGUAACUUUGAUCUCUAGUCGAGCAUUCUACUUUUUAUAUUGGCUUUUCGAUAACAUUUACAUCAUUUUGAAGUAUGCUGAUAUUCAUUCUGAAAGGUUUUCAAAAGAGAGAUUCAAAGCACUGUCAAGAUCUUGCUGGUUAUUGGGUAUUGCAAUGUUCAUGAUUUACUGCACUAAAAUAUUGAGAAAGACAUACACAGAUGAAUCAGACUUAAAAGUAGCAGCUUUGAAUAGACUAACAGUAAGACAAAUGAAAGAGUGCUUGUAAACCAUUUGCAAUAUCAGGAGAGAUUACUAACUUUACUUUGCAAUGGCUCUCAGUGAUCUGAUUAUUUGUCUUAACGAAAAUAAUCUACCCUUCUUAAUUUUAGGAAAGAGAAUAAACUAGGGAGUUGAAGGAAUUUUUGGCAUGCUCAGUUCGAUGAUCUAUCUAUAUAGAAUAGUGUGA